This is a messenger RNA of Gossypium raimondii (Peruvian cotton), 3360 nucleotides long. RefSeq lists its product as uncharacterized. Lineage: Eukaryota; Viridiplantae; Streptophyta; Magnoliopsida; Malvales; Malvaceae. The coding region runs from base 183 to 3224 and encodes 1013 amino acids. The transcript has 2 exons. The record is from RefSeq and is a predicted model, not a curated record.
CUUUCGUUCACUUUCUCUUUUUUUCUUCCAUUUUCGUACAUAUUUUCUCUCCGUAAUCUUUCAAUUCUGAGAAACAGAAAAUUACCAGAAAAAAUUAGACUUUGGCGGAAUCCCCAUCAGAUGACGAAUCUAUUAUCUCUAAACCAGGUGUAACUUUUUAACUAUAUUUUCCGGGAAAAAAAAUGGCAAAGGAAAAAGUUUAUGAAGAGCUAGGAGAAGUUAAAGUUCAGAACGAAAAGUUAAGGGAAGAUUUCAUAAGCAAAGCUGAAUUAUGUGAGCACUUGAAGAAAGUGCAGAAUGAGCAGGUAACGAAGAUCCGAGAAGCGAGUUCCAAAAUCGAGAAGUUGGCACAAGAGCUUCUUGAAAAAGAAGAAGAAAUCACGACAGUAAAGCGAUCAAAUGAAGAACUUAAAUGCAUCCUGAAUGAAAAAGAAUCUGCUGUCAAGCAUUUGAAUGUUGUAAAUGAGAAGCUGAGAGCUGAGCGUGAUGAAAGGAAUCGGAAAUCGGAGCAGGAAAAUCGAAGGUUGGUAUUGGCUUUAGAUGAAGCAAAUGAGGUGAAUAUAGAUCAAGAACAAAAGAUUAAUGUGCUUAAAGCCGAGAUUGAAGGUCUAAAAAUGGACCUAUCUGUUUCAAAGAAGAAGUGUUUAGAAGCCGAGAAGGCAGCCAAAAAUCCAAGGGUGCUGAGGGAAAGAGAAGAUUUGUUAAUCAAAGUAGAGGAAGAGAAGAGCAAGGUUGAAGAUCAGCUAAAAUGGAAGAAGGAGCAGUUCAAACAUUUAGAAGAAGCCCACGAGAAGCUUCGGGACCGGUUCAAAGCAAGUAAGAAAGAGUGGGAGCAAGAAAAAUCUGCAUUGCUCGAUGAGAUUUCUUCACUGCAGACAAGGUUAGAUUCAGAGAUCCGAGUAACGAGAGACCUCCAAAACCGGUUACAGGUGUGCAAUCAAGCCUUAUCUCGUGAAGAAACCCGAAGAAAGCACCUUGAAGUUGAAGUUUCGGAGUUCAAAACACACUAUGAAAACAUUUUCUCGGAAUGCCAGGAUGCAAAAUCACAACUGGACUGCUUGAAUUCUCAGAGGGACAAUGAAGUUGCGACUUUGAGACAUGUAUUGGGCACGAAGGAAUCGUUUUAUAAGGAAAUGGAAUAUCGAUCCGGAAAGCUGGAACAAGAAAACCAAGAGUUGCUGACAUCCCUCAAAGAACUCCGGGAAGCUAGAAUUCAGGAAGCUGGAAGUUCCUCGUCUCUUUCAAAACUGAAAAACAAGCUCAGAAGUGUGGAGCAGAUGCACAAGGACUGUUCAACAAAUCUUAGAGCUAAAGAAGCCGAAUGGAACUCUCAGCGGGAGGAAAUGACUAGGAAAUUAAACGAUUACAGCUCUCAGUUACAGAGUAAAGAUGCCGCUCUUAAAGUUCUCGAGAUGGAACUUGAAGGUUGCCUAUCUUCAGCUGUACAGUUGAAAUUGCAGAACGAGGAGAUUUCCGUGAUGUUGCUAGUAUUGAAGUCGGGAAUGUCAGAGGCUCGACUGAAACUUGCUAAUGUUGAGGCUGAGUUGGGCCUCCAUGAGAAAGAGAGGAUAGAGGAGCUUUCUAUUCUGAAACAGCAGCUGGAGAUGAAAGAUACUGCUUUGGCCGAUGCUCAGAAAGACAUUGAGGAUGAAUGUGAGAGGACAGCGAUUUUAUCCAGGAGGGUUGAUACUUUAGAUCAACUUGAGGAUAAGCAUCAGCUAAUGGAAAAAGAGCUCAAUAGAUGUAAAGAAAUGCUCGAGGAAUCAUCGAGGUGUCAACUUUGGUUGAAAGAACAAGCUUUGCAGGUGGAGAAUGAUUCAAAAGAAAAAAUUCGAGAAGUCUAUGAUGCUUUAGAUGCACUGAAUUCUGAACUGGCAGAAGAACGGGAGAAUGUAGCAUCUUUGUUAAGGAGAGUUGAGUCCUUGGAUCUUAUCGAAGGACAGCGGCUCCUGCUGCAGAAAGAGCUCGAGAAGUGCAAGGAAAUGCUCGAGGAAGCCGCUAAGUCUCAAAUACAGUUCAAAGAGCAAGCUUUGCAGAUGGAAAAUGAAUCCAGAGAGAAACUUAGAGAAGUUUGUGAUGCUUUAGAAACAACGAAAUCUGAAUUAACCAAAGAACAAGAGAGAACAGCUUCGUUGACGAUAAGGGUCGAGUUUUUAGAUCAGAUUGAAGAGCGGUGGCUCCAGACACAGGCAGAGCUUAAGAGGUAUAAAGAAAUGCUCGAGGAAGCAUGUAGGCGUCAAUGUCAGUUAGAAGAGCAAUCUGUGCAUAUGAAAAAUGAACUCGGGGAGAAACUAAAAGAAGUUUCUGAUGCUUUAGAAACUGCAAACAUUGAAUUGGCUGAAGAACGUGAGAAAACAGCUUCGUUAAUGAAGCGGAUUGAAUCGUCAGAUCAGUUGGAAGAACAGUUGGCCCUGAAGCAGAAAGAACUUGACAGAUACAAUGAACUGUUAGAGUCAUCCAGGUGCCAACUUCUAUUAGAAGAGCAAAUUUCUCGGACUGACAGUGACUCGGAAAGGGAACUGAAAGAAGUCCGCAAUGCCUUGGUGAAAGCAAAUUCUGAACUGUCAGAGAAAACUCGUGAAGGACAUGAACUCAAAUUUGAAUUGUGGAUAUGGGAAUCAAUCGCUGAGCGGUUAAAAGCCAAGCUUGAAGAAAGUCAGGCAUUGCGUAAAGAAUUAGAAGCUUCUCUUCUUGCACAAAUGGAUGUGGAGGAAAGUAUCAAGAAAGAGAAAGAAGACCUUGUCCGUAUAACCGAAGAAAAAGAUGGGAGAAUAGUUAAUCUCCAGCAGCAAAUGGUGUCACUAGUGCAAGAGCACACAGCUAGAGAACUAGAAGAAGCAGCCAAUUCGGCAGAGGACAGCGUUCAUCAACAGACAAGAGAACACGAAGCUGAAUUGGAGGCAAAGCAUAUGGAAAUGGAGGCUUUGGUCUAUGAACUCAAGGGUGAAAACAACACCAAGUUGUCAACAGACCGCGAAAACCUUCUUGGAUUUGUUACGAGCCUAGGUGAUUGGAUCAGCGAGUUCUCCGGUGAAGACGCUAAGCUGAUGGGGAUUUUGGGGAGGAUAGUGCAGUCUUUUGACAAUUGCAUUUCAGACAUGAAAGGUAAUGAUGAACUUUAUGACACUCUCAAGGAAAACAAGAAGAGUCUUAUUUCUUCUCCAGCAGCUAGAAAACCUGAUUCUCUUGUUGAAGAAAGAUCACCUUUUAGAGAGCUCAACUAGAAAUUAUUGAUUUCAUUUUCCUUUUCGGCUUCUGUAUAUGGAUAAAUUCGUGCAUGUAUUAUCUGCCAGUAACAGUUUACCACUUAACAUUCAUUGUUUCAUUUUUAAAUAACAAGAUAGCAUGUUUCUAAUGUAA